AGAGAGAGAGAGAGAGAGAGAGAGAGAGAGAGAGAGAGAGAGAGAGAGAGAGAGCUCAUUAAACAAAUCAGUAUCUGGGUUUAGGCUUCAAAUGAUCUGAUAUCCGAUAGUAGCCCUUAUCUUCCCGUUGCAUAAGGAACCUCAAUCCUAGACCCCGUUAAAAAAGUGUCGACACAGACUGAACAAAGAUCAUUGUAAGGGAUCACAAGUACCUAAUAAAUGAACAACCACAGCUAACAACCCCUUAUAAAGCAUUACAAAAAUGAUAACAAGAUCACCAAAAGCACAGAAAACGCGCACACAAGCGAUUGUAGGUACAAUCUGGCCUCUGAACCUACUCAUCAACGACACUAAUUACCCACAAUCACGACCAAUAACUGCGAUAAUAACUGUGAUUAUCGUCUUUAAUAAGCACACUUAUUUUGAAGACCCGUCUACCCCGGUGUCUCCCGAUCACUUUCUUGAAUCAGUUAUCAUAAUUUGUUAUCUCAAGUAAGGUAAUUCAGGGUUGCGGCUUCACCUUUCACAGAAAGUUUGCCGAGAGCUGACGACGAUGACUCUAAGUGGGACUCUGAUGACAAGGCCUUGACGCUCAAGGGAUAACUUUGGCGUCACGGGAGCGUACGCAGCCGCCGUAAUUAGUAGAGAUAGAGAGAGGUGUUCAGGUGGCCUUUUCACCCGUUCAGCAUGGCUACAACUGUUUCCAGCAUGGCUACAACUGUUUCCAGCAUGGCUACAACUGUUUCCAGCAUGGCUACAACUGUUUCCAGCAUGGCUACAACUGUUUCCAGCAUGGCUACAACUGUUUCCAGCACGGCUACAACUGUUUCCAGCAUCGCUACAACUGUUUCCAGCAUGGCUACAACUGUUUCCAGCAUGGCUACAACUGUUUCCAGCAUGGCUACAACUGUUUCCAGCAUGGCUACAACUGUUUCCAGCAUGGCUACAACUGUUUCCAGCAUGGCUACAACUGUUUCCAGCAUGGCUACAACUGCUUCCAGCAUGGCUACAACUGCUUCCAGCAUGGCUACAACUGCUUCCAGCAUGGCUACAACUGCUUCCAGCAUGGCUACAACUGCUUCCAGCAUGGCAACAACUGCUUCCAGCAUGGCUACAACUGUUUCCAGCAUGGCUACAACUGCUUCCAGCAUGGCUACAACUGCUUCCAGCAUGGCAACAACUGCUUCCAGCAUGGCUACAACUGAUUCCAGCAUGGCUACAACUGCUUCCAGCAUGGCUACAACUGCUUCCAGCAUGGCAACAACUGCUUCCAGCAUGGCUACAACUGCUUCCAGCAUGGCUACAACUGCUUCCAGCAUGGCUACAACUGCUUCCAGCAUGGCUACAACUGCUUCCAGCAUGGCUACAACUGCUUCCAGCAUGGCUACAACUGCUUCCAGCAUGGCAACAACUGCUUCCAGCAUCGCUACAACUGUUUCCAGCAUGGCUACAACUGCUUCCAGCAUGGCAACAACUGCUUCCAGCAUCGCUACAACUGUUUCUAGCAUGGCUACAACUGCUUCCAGCAUGGCUACAACUGCUUCCAGCAUGGCUACAACUGCUUCCAGCAUGGCAACAACUGCUUCCAGCAUCGCUACAACUGUUUCCAGCAUGGCUACAACUGCUUCCAGCAUGGCUACAACUGCUUCCAGCAUCGCUACAACUGUUUCCAGCAUGGCUACAACUGCUUCCAGCAUGGCAACAACUGCUUCCAGCAUCGCUACAACUGUUUCUAGCAUGGCUACAACUGCUUCCAGCAUCGCUACAACUCCUUCUAGCAUGGCUACAACUGUUUCCAGCAUGGCUACAACUGUUUCCAGCAUGGCUACAACUGUUUCCAGCAUCUCUACAACUGCUUCCAGCAUGGCUACAACUGUUUCCAGCAUGGCUACAACUGUUUCCAGCAUCUCUACAACUGUUUCCAGCAUGGCUACAACUGCUUCCAGCAUGGCUACAACUGCCUCCAGCAUCGCUACAACUGCUUCCAGCAUGGCUACAACUGCCUCCAGCAUGGCUGCAACUACAACUCCACCCCUACAAGUAUCACCACAAUUAUAACUACUAAUCCGUCGUUACCAAUCAGGUGAUCAAUCUUUUCAUAAAAUACUCAAAUACAUUAGCGUAGUAUCCUAUUACCAAUCCUACUAAUAAUUGUAUUCCAAAUACAACCAUUACUGCUGUCAUUACAACAAUUACAACCUCUGGUAUUAUGUUAUUAAUAAAGACUUUUAUUACUUUUUCGGUCGCUUGUAAUGUAUUCGGUUAGGCAUUUUUCUUGCAUGUAAUAUUUGCUGUAUUAAUAAUGCUGCUACAGGCGCUGAGAUAUAUGCUGCUAUGUAUACGCAUCUUCACAGUACUAUGUAUACAGCAUCUUCACAGUAUUAUGUAUACAGCAUCUUCACAGUACUAUGUAUACAACAUCUUCACAGUACUAUGUAUACAGCAUCUUCACAGUACUAUGUAUACAGCAUCUUCACAGUACUAUGUAUACGCAUCUUCACAGUACUAUGUAUACGCAUCUUCACAGUAUUAUGUAUACAGCAUCUUCACAGUACUAUGUAUACGCAUCUUCACAGUAUUAUGUAUACAGCAUCUUCACAGUACUAUGUAUACGCAUCUUCACAGUACUAUGUAUACGCAUCUUCACAGUACUAUGUAUACAGCAUCUUCACAGUACUAUGUAUACAGCAUCUUCACAGUACUAUGUAUACAACAUCUUCACAGUAUUAUGUAUACAGCAUCUUCACAGUACUAUGUAUACAACAUCUUCACAGUACUAUGUAUACAACAUCUUCACAGUACUAUGUAUACGCAUCUUCACAGUACUAUGUAUACAGCAUCUUCACAGUACUAUGUAUACAGCAUCUUCACAGUACUAUGUAUACGCAUCUUCACAGUACUAUGUAUACAGCAUCUUCACAGUACUAUGUAUACAGCAUCUUCACAGUACUAUGUAUACAACAUCUUCACAGUACUAUGUAUACAGCAUCUUCACAGUACUAUGUAUACAGCAUCUUCACAGUACUAUGUAUACAGCAUCUUCACAGUACUAUGUAUACAGCAUCUUCACAGUACUAUGUAUACAGCAUCUUCACAGUACUAUGUAUACAGCAUCUUCACAGUACUAUGUAUACAGCUUCUUCACAGUACUAUGUAUAUUGUGUUUUACAGCAACCAACAUCUACAAUGUUAUUAUUUUUAUUAACUAUACUGGUA
Messenger RNA from Procambarus clarkii (red swamp crayfish), 3216 nucleotides. Lineage: Eukaryota; Metazoa; Arthropoda; Malacostraca; Decapoda; Cambaridae. The record is from RefSeq and is a predicted model, not a curated record.